AUGGCGGAUUACCACUAUGGAGGCUCAGAAGAAGAGAACGUGGAGCUUCGAGGUCUAGAAGCAGAGCUGGUCGAGGACCCGGAUAACUUUGAAACGUGGGAGAAGCUUGUGCGCGCCGCGGAGGCUCUAGAGGGUGGCAUCAAUCGCAACUCCAACCCCCAGGCUAUCACCACCGCACGCCAUGCCUACGAUCGAUUUCUUGCGAAGUUCCCCCUUCUCUUCGGAUACUGGAAGAAGUAUGCCGAUAUGGAGUUCUCCAUCACUGGCACAGAAGCCGCGGAAAUGGUCUACGAGAGAGGUGUUGCCAGUAUUUCUCCAUCAGUUGAUCUAUGGACCAAUUACUGCGGUUUCAAGGCUGAGACUUCACACGAUGCCGAAAUUAUUCGAGAGCUUUUUGAGCGUGGUGCCAACAGUGUAGGCCUAGAUUUCCUGGCGCAUCCCUUCUGGGACAAGUACAUUGAAUACGAGGAGCGCGUGGAGGCUCAAGACAAGAUUUUUUCCAUCCUUAGCCGUGUUAUUCACAUUCCCAUGCACCAGUACGCACGAUACUUUGAGCGCUAUCGUCAACUAGCGCAGAAUCGUCCACUGGCCGAACUCGCAUCUUCAGAAGUGAUGUCUCAAUUCCGUGCUGAGCUAGAGGCUGCGUCAUCUCAGGUUCCCCCUGGGGCUAAGGCCGAUGCUGAGAUCGAUCGUGAUCUCCGGUUGCGCGUUGAUAACUACCAUCUCGAGGUGUUCUCCAAGACUCAGACAGAAACCACAAAGCGGUGGACCUACGAAUCGGAGAUCAAGCGCCCUUACUUCCAUGUGACGGAGUUGGACGAGGGACAGUUGACCAACUGGAAAAAGUACCUUGACUUUGAGGAAUCCGAAGGUUCUUACUCUCGUAUCCAAUUCCUGUACGAGCGCUGUCUUGUGACAUGUGCCCACUACGAAGAAUUCUGGCUUCGCUAUGCCCGAUGGAUGACCGCCCAGGCCGGCAAGGAAGAAGAGGCACGCAUCGUUUACCAACGUGCUAGUGGUCUUUACGUCCCAAUUUCGCACCCUGCUAUCCGUUUGCAGUAUGCUUACUUUGAAGAGAUGUCGGGUCGCACUGAUGUCGCUAAGGAUAUCCACCACGCUAUUCUUUUCUGUCUACCUAGCCAUGUUGAGACCAUCAUCUCUCUGGCCAACAUCUCCCGUCGCCAUGGCGACUUGGAAGCUGCCAUUGAGGUCUACAAGUCUCAGCUAGAUUCUCCGCAGGUCGAAAUGGCCACCAAAGCUGCCCUUGUUGCCGAAUGGGCCCGUCUCCUGUGGAAGAUCAAGGGCACUCCCGAUGAUGCCCGCAAGGUGUUCCAAGAAAACCAGCAGUAUUACCUUGACAGUCGUCCCUUCUGGGCUAGUUAUCUGAUGUUUGAGAUUGAUCAGCCUACCAGCGCUUCAUCCGAGUCGAUCCAGUACGAGCGCAUUAAGCAGGUCGUUUCCGAUGUGCGGUCUAAGAGUACUUUGCUCCCAGAGAUAGUAAAGGAACUAGUUCGGAUCUACAUGGCCUACCUUCUGGAGCGAGGCACCAAAGAUAUUGCGAAGGAGUACAUGACCCUGGAUCGUGAGGUUCAUGGGCCACCAUCGGUUGCUGCUCCCCGAACUGGUGGUACAGUUGCAGUCCCACCUACUCCUGCUGAUGGACAACCCACUCCUAUCCCCACAUUGUCUCAGCCUGUACCCGAACAGGCAGCUUCAGGACAAGACCAAACAUACGCAUACUACCAGCAGAACCCCGCCAACGGCCAACCCGUUGCUUAA
Molecule: messenger RNA, 1779 nt
Organism: Penicillium verhagenii
Lineage: Eukaryota; Fungi; Ascomycota; Eurotiomycetes; Eurotiales; Aspergillaceae
Product: putative mRNA splicing protein (Prp39)
Exons: 4
Coding region: 1-1779 (592 amino acids)
Biological process (GO): mRNA 5'-splice site recognition; RNA processing
Cellular component (GO): U2-type prespliceosome; U1 snRNP; commitment complex
Molecular function (GO): protein binding
Source: RefSeq, a predicted model, not a curated record